Molecule: messenger RNA, 2192 nt
Organism: Labrus bergylta (ballan wrasse)
Lineage: Eukaryota; Metazoa; Chordata; Actinopteri; Labriformes; Labridae
Gene: ankmy2a
Product: ankyrin repeat and MYND domain containing 2a
Molecular function (GO): protein binding
Source: RefSeq, a predicted model, not a curated record
UGACAGCUCGAUGCUCGCUAGCCUUCAUGCCCAAGCAGCAGCAGACCGCUACAGCCACUGAAAGCCCGGAUUAACUCACGAACUUCACGUUUUUCCAAGUGUCUUUAUCACCUCAUCUCAAGCUCUCGAUGUCCAGCAUGUCUGCUCCAAAGAAGGGAGACUUGUCUUCCAGCGAAAAAGAAUUGUUUGAGGUUAUUACUGCAGGAAAUGUCCAAGAGGCUUCUAGGCUGCUGGGCUGUAAGGAUGUUCGAGUUAACUGUCUGGAUGAGUACGGGAUGACCCCUCUCAUGCACGCUGCUUACAAAGGAAAAGCCGACAUGUGCAAGCUGCUGCUGCAACACGGAGCCGACGUGAACUGCAACCAACACGAGCAUGGAUACACAGCGCUGAUGUUUGCCGGCCUGUCAGGUAAGACUGAUAUCACGUGGAUGAUGUUGGACGCCGGCGCUGAAACGGACGUGGUCAACUCUGUCGGAAGGACGGCAGCACAGAUGGCCGCCUUUGUUGGGCAGCACGACUGUGUCACCGUGAUCAACAACUUCUUCUCCCGAGCCCGACUCGAUUACUACACCAGGCCUCAGGGUUUGGAGAAGGAGCCAAAAAUGCCAGCUAAACUGGCCGGUCCUCUACACAAGGUCAUCAUGAGCACCAACCUGAACCCGGUCAAGAUGGUGAUGCUGGUGAAGGAGAACCCGCUGCUGGCGGAGCCCGAGGCUCUGGAGAAAUGCCGCCGGGUGAUGGAGCUCAUCUGUGAGAAGUGCAUCAAGCAGCAGGACAUGAACGAGGUGCUGGCCAUGAAGAUGCAUUACAUCAGCUGCGUGCUGGGAAAGUGUGCGUCCUUCCUCAAAGACCGCGAGGACAAGCUGGACGGCCUCAUCAAGAGUUUACUGAAGGGUCGGGAGAGCGACGGCUUCCCCGUGUAUCAGGAGAAGUUCAUCAGAGAGUGCGUCCGCAAGUUUCCGUACUGCGACGCCACCCUGCUGCAGCAGCUGGUGCGGAGUAUCGCUCCUGUGGAGAUCGGUAACGACCCCACGGCUCUGUCGGUGCUCACACAGGCCAUCACAGGUCAGGUCGGCUUCAUGGACGCAGAGUUUUGUACGUCCUGCGGAGAGAAGGGAGCCGAGAAGAGGUGCUCCAUCUGUAAAAUGGUGAUCUACUGUGGCCAAGCGUGUCAGAAGAUGCACUGGUUCACCCACAAGAAGGUUUGCAAGAUGCUGCAGGAGCAGAGAGAGGCGCAGGAGGCCGAGUCCGCCAAACUGAGGAUGCAGCAGAGCCAGGAGGAGAGUAAAGCGGUGCAGGAGGUCUCAGACUCGAUGGUGGAGCUCUCAGUCGACUCCAACAGCGAGGUCGCUCCCUCAGACUCUGCAGCAGAAACCCUGAAUCCCUCUCCAAUCACAGCCGCUGACAUCUGAGGAUCAUCAGAACCGCCUGCUCCAGAAAAAAAACAUCCCAAAAACUGUCAGUGAGACCGAAAGCCAGACCAGGACUGGUCCACCGGAGACAAAGACAUAAUAUUUAUUACGGACCUGAGACUGUCACACUGGCAGGUUUGUGCCACAGUGAUCAUCUUUCUCUCGUUUUUUUAUAUGUCAAUUUUUUCACAUGUUGCCGUGUGUGAAUGUAAAAAUAGGCGGAUGUGUCGGUGGUAGAGGUCACGUGGAGGAUCUGCUGUGUGUAACGUGAAGAGCUAAUGGUUCACAUCAAUGAUGGGACGUAAUUCUGCCUUAACAAACUGUAGCAACCUUUACAGGGGGGCAGGGGGUGACUGUGCAGCCAAUCAAAAGCGUUGUUUGUCUGCAUUAUAAAUUUUAUUUGGUCUGGAGGCACGGUGGAUGAUUGAGAUUGGAUUGUAAAGGCUGCACAAUAUUGACCAAAAAUGUAUAUUUUUAAAAAUAUAAGCAACAGAAACUGAGGUUAUUUUUAGCGUGUUGUGUAGUCGGAUGUUUAUGCUCAGGAUUCUUCAAACUGUAACAAAAAUCAUGUGUCAAACGUUGUCGUUCAGAGCGAAAUCAGAGCAUCAUGCCACUGAGGAAGAGAGCGAGAAACAUCUGUGUUCACUUUUAUUUUGUAUUUAUUGUGCGGCCUCAGUGGACAGAGGAUCGAGUCGAACACGUCCAGUGAGGCUUCGGUUGUCCAACAUGUCAAACUACUUGAGCUCAAAAACUUUAAAUAAAGACAGAAUCUAUCCAAGA